CUUCUUGUUGGUUCGAUAAACUCAGCUCCCUGCCAACAGCCAAACAAAUCCCAGUCCCAGCUGCACCUACUAGUGCUCGGUUCCUACCCCUUGGGUCGAGGGCUCAGUUCCGUGGAGUUGGGAAGCCUGGUAGCAGCUUUUCUGUGGAAAAUCUCUGACUAAGUGCUCGGCAUAAAAACGGGAAAUCGGAAAACGGGAAACACGGGAAAAACUUGUUACCAUUCGGGAUGGAUAAGCUGAGAGCCAACAAUGCCGGCGGAGAGAAUCCCUUCAAGCGGCCAAUGAAUGCCCUGCAGAAGCAAUGGUAUCGCGUCCUCCUGGCCAGGAGAGUGGGAUUCGGGCAACGCCCGCCGCCGGAUGAGAAGGAGGUAACCUACUCCGAUGUUUGUCGUAAGCGUUACGCGGCCUCCUUCCGGCGAUAUAACGAACGUUUCCGCCGGGAAAUGGCCAAGCACGAGGAGAUGCAGCGAUGUGCCAUCGAUGCCAUGAGAGUGCACAGAACUUUCGCUAUAACAACACUGUGGCUACCAUUGCACUCGAAGCGGGAGAUAAACUCGACUUUGGAGACCCUCGAACAGGUACUCACCGCCAAGGAAAGACGACGCCUGCAGGAGAUACUCAAACAGAACGAUUCGUGGCAACCGCGUCGCUGAAGCAAAAAAUAGACUCUUCCAAUGGCGGCUACUUGGCAGAUUCAAGAAUCCAGUAGCCAGAUUUCAGCUUCAGAGCCUGGAACUGACUCAUCUUUAUCCUCAUCCUCAUCCUGUCAUCAUCAUCUGCCAUGGCUAAGUGAAUUCCAUUUAGCUUGGAUUUCACUUUGCCGGAGAGCCUGAUUUUUCCAGGCUCACUUCACUUUCGUAUUUUUCACUUUUUCUUGGUUUUGUUCUUGAAAUUUCGCUGCCAGCAGAACAUUGUCGUAAAUAUUUAAUACCAAUAUGAGUGCAAAGUUCACUUUGGCUAAAACAGAAGCUGUGUUGGGACUAAAUGUGUCUGGGGGAAAGGGAAAUUGGUUGAACU
Molecule: messenger RNA, 1017 nt
Organism: Drosophila ananassae
Lineage: Eukaryota; Metazoa; Arthropoda; Insecta; Diptera; Drosophilidae
Exons: 4
Coding region: 228-653 (141 amino acids)
Source: RefSeq, a predicted model, not a curated record